Messenger RNA from Penaeus indicus, 1431 nucleotides. RefSeq names its product dynein regulatory complex protein 9-like. The transcript has a single exon. Gene Ontology annotation, biological process: cilium organization. NCBI's taxonomy places the organism in Eukaryota, Metazoa, Arthropoda, Malacostraca, Decapoda, Penaeidae. Gene Ontology annotation, molecular function: protein binding. The record is from RefSeq and is a predicted model, not a curated record. Gene Ontology annotation, cellular component: motile cilium; cytoplasm. The coding region runs from base 201 to 1223 and encodes 340 amino acids.
AUUAUGUGUUAUCAUUACUUUCAUAUUUGCAAAGUAUGGUUAUAUCAUUAUAUUUAUUUAAGUUAUGGCUAGACUUAUCCAUUUUCUGUUGGUUGCCAUGGUGAUUGUUUACUGUUGUCAGGGCAACCCCAGAAUUUAGUCCUGUACUAAUAUGAAUCUUUGUCCAGUGUCAUAGAGUUCCUUUUUAUUGCUGACCAAAGAUGUGUGCUUCAUUAAGUUUUGAAGAUUAUAAUCUUGGGCCACGCACAAGUAAAAAUGUCAGUAGAUUUACUAAGAAAGCUUAUCAGAGCACUCAGCUGAUAAGGGAAUUACUUCCGAUGCCACCUUCCAAGUCUGAUAUAGAAGACAUUGACUUGACUGAAGAAAUCAGCAGUGAUACUCAAGCUCAAGCUCUGAACCUAAGGAAAUUUCAUGAUGACUUGAAAUAUAUUGAAAAAAUUUUCAUCAGCCUUGCUGGUGAAUUAGAAAGCUCAUGUAGUUUUAACAGCCUUCAAGAAUUCAUUCAAAAUGAAAAGACAGAACAGAAGAAAAAGGCAGACUUCAUAGCUAUGUUUCAUGGACAGAAAUGGAAAGCAAAACACUUUGAAAAGAGUAACAGAAUACGAUGUCUUCAAAGAGAACUCCGGAGUGUCAGGCAAGACACAGUAAAACAGAUUCAAGCCAAGGAUGAAGAGAUUGCCUAUCUGACAAAAGCUGUUGAGGAUGCUAAGCGAUUGAAUCCCAAGAGAGAAGAAUUUGAGAAGAAGUUGGCAAAAGUUCAGAUAGAAAACCUUCAGUUCGUGAUUGAGCAGGAAGUGAAAGAUAUAUGUAGUAAGAAUGCCAAAGUAGGGAGAGAAAUCCCCCAGGAGAUAAGGGUGCAUGAUGCACUGAUGACCUUCCUGAAGGAGAGUUGUGCAAAGCUAGAAGCCAGGAUACUAGAAUGGGAAAAGAAGUUUGAAACAGAUACUCAGGAAAAGAGGCAGGAAGUGGCUGUGUGGCAGGCAGAAGUCCAGACCAAAAAGACCGACCUGGAGAACCUGGAUGAAAGAUAUGAGAGUUUCAGGAAGGUUGUGAUGGAGUAUGAAGCAGCAAGAGAAAUUGAACGCUUGGAGAAGGAGGAGGAGGACAGGAGGCACAGAGCUGCUGCAAAGAUCCAAGCAUGGUGGAAGGGCUGGAUGGUCAGGAGAGGAAUGAAUGCAGGUUUCAAGAAAAAAAAUAAGAAAAACAAACCAGUCAAAAAGUAACUAGGAAUAUAGAGGAAAUUUUAAUAACACUUGAAAGAAACAUUGCAGGAAGGACAAUAUUUUUUAACAGAAACAGGUUAAAUAAUUGCAUUAAAAAAUAUGUCAGUUGCUGAUGGUAGGCCUACUAAGACUGAAGGGAUUUGGCUUUUACAUAAAUUGAAAGUAAAGUCAACACUGAUGUCACAAGCAGGAAAAAGUGCAGAUCCAU